Messenger RNA from Penicillium alfredii, 192 nucleotides. RefSeq lists its product as uncharacterized. NCBI's taxonomy places the organism in Eukaryota, Fungi, Ascomycota, Eurotiomycetes, Eurotiales, Aspergillaceae. The transcript is spliced from 2 exons. The coding region runs from base 1 to 192 and encodes 63 amino acids. The record is from RefSeq and is a predicted model, not a curated record.
AUGAAGGUUACGACUGUCUUCCUCGCUCUUGGGGUGGCGGCCGUCUCGAACGCCGCGGCUAUGCCUGCUCCCAAGGACGAUCUCAUUGGUUUCCCGCCAGGACAGAAGCCGCCGAGCCAAGGGAAUGAGAUUGAUGCUCGGGAUUCUCUCAUUGGCGUUCCGCCGGGCCAGAAGCCUCCCAGCCAGAACUAG